UCGUGCACGCGCACACGCUCGAGAUCUCCACACGCGCUCGUCGGAGCAGAUGCAGCUCGCGUUCACGGACGAACUGCGCGCAUUCAUUCUGAAUUAAAGUGAAUUAAAACGUCCUCGGUACAAGACUGGAGUUAUUCGAGUUAAGACUGACUCCAGACCGUCCAUCUAUGCUAGAUGCUUCUGUUCUGGAUGUUUUCUCAGAGUUAGAGACAAGCGUCUCAAAUGGAGACAGAAGCCAUGGAUGUCCAACAGCAGGACGCAGGGCAGGGCGGCGCACCGGACAGGGUCGGGCCCCUGGAGAAUCAUGUCCACACGACACAACCACAGGCCACCGGCAAACCUGACGUCAUAGGUCCUGUCUCAGCUGAGAUUGCUGACAGCGGAAGCAACGAGUCCCUGACAGACGGUGUCACAACCAAUGAUGAUGCUUUACUGCUUCCUGACCACAUACCUACAAUUUCACGCAAAAUAGAGAAAGGCAACGUGAAGCCCAGUAUUCCCAAUGGCUCCUCUCCACCGGUCAACGGCUCAGCUAUCAUCCGUACACCUCCAGCUUCUUCGUUAGGAGGAUCGGCUCCUCGCCCGGCAGCACAACAGAAAUGCAACGGACAUGCAAAGUGCAACGGACACAAACACCCUCACAAAAAACACACACCCUCCACCUCCACCUCCAAGAGCCAGCAGAGCUUCAAAGGCGAUGCCUCGCAGAUACAGAGAGUAGCUGGAGACGACUGCUGUGCACACUGCAUACUAGCCUGUCUGUUCUGUGAGAUGCAGUCGUGGUGUUCGGCCGUGGCUCAGUGUCUGGCCUGCGGUCUGGAGUGUGACGCUCUCUGCUGCUGCGGGGAAGCGGCCACCGGCGGUCUGGCGUGCUGCACUGAGGACACCUGCUCUGCCCUGCUAGACUGUGGGAUACUGGAGGACUGUUGCCAGUCUUCAGACUGUCUUGAGAUCUGUUUGGAAUGCUGCUCCAUCUGUUUCCCUACCUAAACGGGAUUCUCAACGGAAUGAUAUCAAGUGCUCAAAAGACUGUAAGCGUGGGGUAUAUAUUAUACUGUUGACCCGCAUUUUGUAUUUAUUUAGUAUAAAGAAUGAAUUUGUUACAUCAGUCAAAGUUGGGCUGUUCUGUACGAGGCUACUCUCUGAAUUCAGACAGGCCUAAAAAAUGUUACCUUUUUUUUGUAUGUUGAAAUACACACAAAAUCUAUGUUUGAAUGUGAAACAUUGCUUUGUUUAUUGGAGAAUCUGGAUACAGGAUGUCUUUUUCAUUAUCGCAGUUCCGUUGACACGCUUCAUCUUUAACGGUGAAGAGCAAAAGAUUGAGUUUACAGAGCACUUACACUUACAUGAACACUCUAAGACUGCUAAAACUGUGCUGCAAAACAUGAUUUCUGUCUUUUUCAGUACAAACAUCUAAAAAUUUGUUAAAUCAAGAUACAUUUAUUUGAAAAGGAAAAUUACUUAAAAUAUUAGGUCUUGUUUUCUGGGGGGAAAAAAUCUAAAUUAAGUGAGUUUAUGCACAAAACAAUAAAAAAAAAAUCUUUCAGUGGGGUAAAAAAAAGCCUAGUUUUCCUCUUACUGGCAUAUAUAUAUAUAUAUAUUUCAGAAAGCAAGACUUAAUAUCUUAGGUUGUUUCUCAAGAAAAUAUAACAUUAUUUAAGAAUUUGUAAUUGAAGACAAAUUUUUUGUUGUUGUUGAAGGGUAUGUUAUGUUUUUGACAAUAAAGUUGCAUUUAUUUGAUCAAAAAAUACAAUAAAAACAGUAAUAUUGUGAAAUAUUAUUAUAGUUUCAAAUAACUGUUUUCUAUCUGAAUAUAUUUUAAAAUGUAAUUUAUUUCUGUGAUGCACAGCUGAAUUUUCAGCAUCAUUACUCCAGUCUUCAGUGUCACAUGAUCCUUCAGAAAUCAUUUUGACAUGUUGAUUUGCUGCUUAAGAAACAUUUAUUAUUAAACAUGUGCAUGCUUAAAAUGCCUGAAUUAAACAUCAUCAUCAACUGUGAUAUUUUAUACUGCUUAGGAAAAAAACUAGAAAGUAAUUUGCUCUGAAGAAACAUUUCACAAUACGUCCUCUGUUUUGAAGAGUUUAGCGUGACAGCUGAGAUUGAGGCGUCCGUUCUCAGCACUCUUAUCUAAAGUGUGUGUGACAGGAAGGCUGGGCGAUGCAAAAAUAACCAGUCAGGAUGACUAUAAAGCGCUCGCAUAUUCCUCUGGGCUUGUUGAAUUUCACAGGCUUUCUCCAGAUGACUCUGCGCAGUGUUUAGACAGCGGGCACAGCUCUAGAGAGAGCUGAUGUUGAAUCUGGCAGAGGGACAAAGAUCAGUGAGACCAACAAAAGCCACAGAAGCUCUCCUGACAUACACCUCCCUUCAUUCCUUCAUCCCGAUGUGGGUUACACAUUAUACACAUCAGCUAAAAACACCACAUCUGCCCUCCUUUACUGAUUUAUUGAUUAUUGUCAGCAAGUAAUUAACGAUUUGUAAUAUUAGAAAAUGUGUUUAGAUUAAAUAAAUGUUUUGUUUAAGCAUCAUUUUUA
This is a messenger RNA of Labeo rohita (rohu), 2531 nucleotides long. RefSeq lists its product as uncharacterized. NCBI's taxonomy places the organism in Eukaryota, Metazoa, Chordata, Actinopteri, Cypriniformes, Cyprinidae. The record is from RefSeq and is a predicted model, not a curated record. Bases 223 to 990 code for a protein of 255 amino acids. The transcript has 5 exons.